Molecule: messenger RNA, 337 nt
Organism: Sphenostylis stenocarpa
Lineage: Eukaryota; Viridiplantae; Streptophyta; Magnoliopsida; Fabales; Fabaceae
Source: the annotation of a GenBank genome assembly
AUGGUAAAUCAGAAGCGAGAAUCUUGUAGAGAUCAAGCACUAACAAAUCAUGGUGCUGAGAAACAGGUGGAGUUAGAGAUUGACGUUGAGAAAAUGAAUCAAGAAGAAGACACAAAUCAGCCGAGUAAUUUAGGUACUAACCAACCUGAAGUAGAACAACUAGAUGAACCCGACAACAGGGAUGUUAAUGAAGAAACUAGUGAAGAACCAUACAACAUUGCUACUGGCAGAGACAAACGAGUAAUUCAGAAACCUAUAAGAUAUCAUAACUCUGCUACUUGUGUACUUGACUUGUCAAAUGCAGAUCAUAUAGCCUUUUCUUUGGAUUUAGAGGAUG